Colletotrichum costaricense is the source of this 228-nucleotide messenger RNA. Its product is annotated as ribosomal L29 protein. Gene Ontology annotation, cellular component: ribosome; cytosolic large ribosomal subunit. Gene Ontology annotation, biological process: translation; maturation of LSU-rRNA from tricistronic rRNA transcript (SSU-rRNA, 5.8S rRNA, LSU-rRNA). The record is from RefSeq and is a predicted model, not a curated record. The coding region runs from base 1 to 228 and encodes 75 amino acids. The transcript is spliced from 3 exons. Lineage: Eukaryota; Fungi; Ascomycota; Sordariomycetes; Glomerellales; Glomerellaceae. Gene Ontology annotation, molecular function: mRNA binding; structural constituent of ribosome.
AUGGGCCCUCGGGCGCCCUCCGCAGGCCGGUCGUCCGGAAAGGUCAAGACCGUCGCUCUUUGGAGCAAGAACAAGGAUGAUUUGACCAAGCAACUUGGCGGGCUCAAGACCGAGCUCGGUCAGCUCCGCAUCCAGAAGAUCGCCUCUUCCGGUAGUAAGCUGAACAAGAUCCACGACAUCCGCAAGUGGAUCGCUCGCGUCCUUACCGUCAUCAACUCCGAGCAAUGA